UCUCACUCCACCUGUGGACAGGCGAGACAACUGCUCAGCUCAGAGUCACUGCUGCCAACACAGAGGAAGACAUGGUGUCAAUCAAAGCGACAGCAAUGGUGGUCACACUCACUAUUUGUCUGCUGGCGGCAGACACAUCGGCAGUGUAUAAUGAAUGCUGUCGAAGGUACAUGAAAACCAAAAUACCAUUUGCUUUAAUCAAGGGGUACUCAGUCCAGACACUCACAGAGCUGUGUCCUAUCAAUGCCAUUAUUUUCCACACAUGGAAGGGAAAAGCGUGCACCAAUCCUGCUUUGAAAUGGGUGAUGGACUAUGUGGAGCGUCUUAGGAAUAAAGCACAAAUAGUUCACAACAGGACCUCAAAACUGCAGAAUUAGACUUCAAAGAUGACAAAGUUUUUCUGCUUUUCAAAGGCGAGACUGAAACUGUUUUCCAUCGCAGCUUUGCCUGUUAUCCAGUAACCAGUGGUGUUAUGUUAAUGGUUUUAUAAUUCAGUGGACUCUUGCUUAAGCUGAUAAUAAAAACAAUGGAAUACAGCCAUCAGCUCAGUUAUAAGAGCAUUUUAUAUUAUGUUAUAUUUUUCUAUCAUUUGUGUAUGACAUAUUUUGUAUUUGUGCAUGUUGUAAAAUACAAUCAUUAAAGGUUUGUUA
This is a messenger RNA of Seriola dumerili (greater amberjack), 650 nucleotides long. RefSeq names its product regakine-1-like (gene ccl20a.3). Lineage: Eukaryota; Metazoa; Chordata; Actinopteri; Carangiformes; Carangidae. The record is from RefSeq and is a predicted model, not a curated record. Bases 72 to 377 code for a protein of 101 amino acids. Gene Ontology annotation, molecular function: CCR chemokine receptor binding; chemokine activity. Gene Ontology annotation, cellular component: extracellular region. The transcript has 4 exons. Gene Ontology annotation, biological process: G protein-coupled receptor signaling pathway; lymphocyte chemotaxis; monocyte chemotaxis.